UGACAAUAAAUCUCGACGUUUUAUGCAAUUUAAAGACAUUUCACAUCAAAUUUUUUUUUGAAAACCCAGAUUUCCUUUACUCUCCCCUUUGGUGAUUUUUCGAUUUUCAAAAAACUUAAACGUUAGCCGCUUUGCGCCACUCUACCUUAAGUCCGAUUGAGCUGGAAUUUUGCAUAGGGUGUUCUCGUUCUUCGAAGAAUAUGCUAGCUCAUGAAAGAAUAUGGUCAUGAAAUUAUUUAUUCAAACAUAAGAUGACUAUCAAUACGGUGUCAAUAGUCAAUAGUUAUACUACCAUCAAGCAGGUGACCACUUUACCCCACGUGACCACAUUUCCCCCACUACCCCUAUAUAGAUGUGAUUUCAAAACAACAUUUAUUUCCUGUCAACAUGGAACUACCUUUUACCGCCACCACCAUCACAAUGGACAAGCGUGGACAAUUCUGUAACCCCUACCCCCUUAAACUUGUCCACGUGGUAUGUUGACAGCCCCUUAUAAACUUCACAAACAUACGAAGAUAAUUGCACCCAAAAUCUCAUUUAUUAGCGCCAUUAAAAUCAUUGCGCUCAAAUUAGAAUACGUACAGCAUGUCGUUCGACAGGUGAAACACACAGCAACAAUUCGUGCUACGACUCUGUGCUGCGAAACAAACAACUUUGAUCUUAUUGCAACAUUUGAUGGUUUCCGCAUGUAAACAUUCUCUCUCUGUAUCACGAUACAUGCAGCAUUGCAGUGCAUGCAGUGUAUUACAGCCUUUAUUGCGUGAGAUACAGUUUAUCAAUAAUCGAAUAAUAUAUAUUAGGGGAAUGAAUAAAACAAUGAAAAAUUUGUGAUGACAAAUACAAGUCUCGGAAUGAAACUAACAGCCACACGAUGUGACAAAUUUCCGCGACACCAAUGCUUCAGCAAAUUAUUCUGUUUCUCACGCGCUCCAUACAAGGAAAACGCUCUCUCACCAACUGUCAGAUGAUCUGCUCUCGGUGCAGAGAAAAGGAACGAAGCUAAAGAAAGCAGUCGCCAGAUAGACGUCCUUGUGGUAGAAAGUCGGUUGUAAAUUGCGCGAUAUGCAAAGUCUGCAUUAUUUUUAAAGAAAUUGUGUCCUGAAAAACAGCGGUGGCAAGUGAAUACCGAAAGCCGCAACACAACCGAAGCUAGGAUGGAUAAAUUCCUGCGAUUUUUCAUUAAAUUUCACAGUUACUGUAUUGCGAUAGUGAGCAGUAUUUUGACUGUUUUGUUUACAUGGAUUUUCUCCUCGCGAGUGCAUCACGACUCAGUAACAGAAUUAUACAACCUCCGUUACACCGGCAUACCGUCUCUUGUUUUCGGUAUAGCUUGGAUGACAGCUAAUGCUUUGCUGAUAGUCGGGAUAUAUCAGGAAAAGAAAAGCUUUCUGUAUCCGUUCUCAGUGCUGUUUCUGCUAGAUUUGUUUCUAGUGAUUUUACGUGAUGCUUAUCUGUUAAUAUUUGACUACACCUGGUUCUAUAUGGUGUUUUUGAAUGUGAGUUUACCGUUCAUGAUAUUCAUUGUGCCGUACGUGAUAUUGAGCAUGCUAGCACUGAUGAGACUUUUCGACUUGGAUCCAGUCGUUCGAACGGACGACAGCUUUGUGAGAUUCGAUCGAAAUCCAGCCUAUGAAGAGACCCAAGAUGAAGUCGGACCAGUUGGGAAUGUCUAAACAAUCAUGUCAUCCUCUCACACACUGUACAAACCGGCAGCUAUCCUCGAUAAUAUGCUAGUCUUCUUACAUAGAUUAUGUAGCAUUCAUAUAACGAGAUAAAAUAUGCUGAAACUAAUUCUAGAUUAUAAAAGCGUAAGUUGAUCACGAAAGUUUACGUAUACCAGGUGAAAACAUACUUAAAACUUGCUCAAAUGUGUGUACUAUUAUGUAAAUAAUGAUGUUAUUUGAAAAAAAGCGUCAAUAUUCAAUUAAUUAUUGCAGAUAUUAUUGUUUUCAGAGAUGACCGCUUCCAGCUUUUGUUUUACAGUAGUCUGGCGUUGAGAAAUAUAAUUUUUCAAAAUCAGGGAGCUUGAAAAUAAAAAUAAGGAUGAAACUAACGUUUGCAUUAAAAAAAUGGACAAAAAUUGACAAAAAUUUCAUGGAUUUACCUUCACAGGCACUGACGAAACUACCCAUGCAGCAUCAAUCAUAGUAAUCCAUGAGUCAGCAGAAAAAAAUUGACAGCUCUAACCGUGAUGUCGAAAACAGUGGAGCUACUCCAUUCAGAAGAAUGCGCGUUCAAAGAACGGUACCCCGCCGCGUCGAAAACGGACAUCGUGCGGCACUUUGUGGACGCCGGAUGCGCCCUUCCGGCAUCUACAAUAUCUUAACCCUAUUCGACAACAAUCAGAUCAUCGAAAGAAAGCCCGGUUCCAGACGGUCGACAACCCUGAGCUCCAAAUAGCCAAAUAGCUCCAAAGGAUGCUGAGAAGGAAGAUCGAAGGAAAAGUGGCUACAUCGCUGCGUGCGCUUGGUCGGGAGGUCGGUGCAACCGGCCAAAGAGUGAAAAAGUACCUGGCGAACAUGGACAUCCCUGUCAGAAAGCGGAAGUCCCGUCCAAUGGUAUUAGAGCUGCAGGCAAAGACGCAGCGACAGCGGCGUGGCGGUGGUGAUGGACGACGAGACCUAUCUCACCCUGGAUGGCAACGACUGGUAGGCCCCUUCGUAUUUUACUUUCCCCAUGAAGUGAAGUUUAUUUCACACACCAAGUUCCCCUAGAAGGUGCUGCUAUGGCUGACAAUCAGCGAGAAGGGGAUGUCAAAGCGGCUCUUCUUUAAAUUCGGUCAUGCCUACACGCAUGUUUUCGUCCGUCAUGCCGAAUGUUCAAAUUAAUCGCCGGAAGAUCGUUCGCAAGAGCGUAGAAUUCUUUGCAAGUGAGCUAAUAUAGUUACCUUCCAUUGGAAAUUUAUCAAA
Toxorhynchites rutilus septentrionalis is the source of this 2909-nucleotide messenger RNA. RefSeq lists its product as uncharacterized. Bases 1155 to 1673 code for a protein of 172 amino acids. The transcript is spliced from 4 exons. Lineage: Eukaryota; Metazoa; Arthropoda; Insecta; Diptera; Culicidae. The record is from RefSeq and is a predicted model, not a curated record.